Bipolaris zeicola 26-R-13 is the source of this 2370-nucleotide messenger RNA. RefSeq lists its product as uncharacterized. The record is from RefSeq and is a predicted model, not a curated record. The transcript has 4 exons. Gene Ontology annotation, cellular component: cell wall; membrane; cytosol. The coding region runs from base 1 to 2370 and encodes 789 amino acids. Gene Ontology annotation, biological process: proteolysis. Gene Ontology annotation, molecular function: tripeptidyl-peptidase activity; serine-type endopeptidase activity. Lineage: Eukaryota; Fungi; Ascomycota; Dothideomycetes; Pleosporales; Pleosporaceae.
AUGAAACUCCCGGGGGUCAAAAACAUGUGGCCGGUUCAACACCAUACAUUACCAGACUAUGAUACGAAGUGGGUAGGCACCGAGCCAUCUAAAUUGAAUUCUUCUCUAUUCAAAAGAGAUGUGAUAGGAAACUAUCCACCUCACGUCAUGACACAGAUCGAUAGAUUAAGGGCCGAUGGAAUUACUGGAUCUGGUAUUAAAAUUGCGGUUAUCGACACUGGAGUUGACUAUUCUCAUUAUCUACUCGGUGGUUGCUUUGGAAAAGGCUGUGUGGUGGGCUAUGGGUUUGAUUUUGUUGGUGACGAGUACAAUGGAAAGAAUACACCAGUUCCCGAUCCGGACCCUAUGGACUGUUCAGGACAUGGAACCCAUAUUGCUGGUGUCAUCGCAGCAAAGGAAAAUGAAUUUGGGUUUUUUGGAGCUGCUCUAGAUGUUACUAUCGGUGCUUACCGUGUCUAUGGGUGUACUGGGCAAGGUGUCACAACUGACGUUCUCAUCGCCGCAUUUACGAAAGCCGUUGAAGAUGGUAGUAAUAUCAUUACUGCUUCUAUUGGCGUUACUGGUGGUUGGCCUUAUGACGCAUGGACUUUAACAGUUGAACGAAUCGUCGCUGCGGGAAUUCCCUGCAUACUGUCUACUGGAAAUGAAGGCCAGGGUGGUUUAUUCAUGCCCGGCGGAGCGGCACAUGGCAAGAACGUUGCAUCCGUGAGCUCAUACGACAACACCCAGAUUCCCACUUUUUGGUCCACGGCAAAGUACACAGUGGAUGAUUCUCCAGAAAUGCCAUUCUACUGGACCGCUGGUGACCCGGCCAAAUGGACCAAUCUCUCCCUUCCUUUAACGGCGUUAAGUUAUGAUUACAACAACUCAAAUGACGCAUGUAAUAGCCUUCCAGGAAACACGAUGGACCUUUCUGGUUCCAUCGUUCUUAUCAGGAGAGGCAAUUGUGAUUUUUCUCAAAAAGCUGCAAAUGCUGUGGCGAGAGGUGCUCGAUACAUCAUCUUCUACAGUAACACUGAAAGUGUCUACUCACCUGAGAUGACUACAGACGGUCUGCUUGGAACUGGAAUGAUUUCAGCCAGCCAAGGUAAAACAUUCAUUGAAAACCUCAAGAAUGGGUCGAAGAUUGUGGUUAAGAUUACUGAUCCCGCUAACGCGGCCCACCAUGUAACCUUCCGAACGAACAACUCGACUGGCGGAUAUGUUAGCACGUAUGCUAGCUGGGGACCAACAUUCGAGCUCGACGUUAAACCACAAUUUGGCGCACCCGGAGGCUGGAUACUGUCCACUUAUCCAAUUGCCAAAGGUGGUUUCGCAGUACUUUCAGGAACCUCAAUGGCAUGUCCUCUUGUAGCAGCUGCCUACGCGCUAGUCGCCCAAGUUAGACAAACAUUCGACCCUAUAAUCUUAAGAAACGUCCUCUCAGCAACCGCAAAACCAACAAACUUCAACAACGGUACUGCGACCUUUCCUUACUUGGCACCGGUUCCUCAGCAAGGUAGCGGAAUGAUCCAGGUGUACGAUGCCGCACACUGUACUACGCUUCUAUCCACAUCGAGCCUGUUGCUCAAUGAUACAGCGCAUUUUAUCAAUUCCACCAGAUUCUAUAUUCACAACACUGGAGAUGUGGAUAUUGUAUACCGCUUGAGCCCCAAACAAGCAGCCACAGCAUACACCUUGCCAUCCAAUAGCAUAUAUCCUGCAAACUUCCCUCCAGCGCUAUCAGAAGGCCAUGCGGAUAUUCGGUUUUCUGAACAUGCCAUCACUGUGCCAGCUGGUCAGUCUAAACUAGUCGAGAUUUCCAUGACACCCCCAUCUUUGGAUGUUGCUCGCCUUGGCGUCUAUUCCGGAUUCAUCGCUAUUGAUGCGACAAAUGGCGAAACACUUUCUCUUCCGUUCAUGGGAGUAUCUGGGUCUAUGCGCAACGCAACUGUUCUCGCGAAGGGCUUUCUAUCCAAUUCAACGGACGCUAAAGCUUCCCCAGUUUUGAAUGGAACGCACUACGAGCUCGUGGAGAGUGAACUCAUGCGUAACGAUUCCAAGCUUGUCAUUCCAACUGUUAGCGUUACUCUAGCCCUUGGUUCGCCCCUCCUUAGAGUCGAUGUGGUUCCUUACUUAACCUCUAAUUCAAGCAGUAAGCUUGUAUUGGGCAUUAUCAGCUUAGGAAGUAUCAAGGGAUUUCCGAAAAGAUAUCUAUCAAGGGGGCAAGAUAGCUGGUCCUGGACAGGUCAGCUGGAUGAUGGAUCUUAUGUGCCGGAUGGCCAGUAUAAACUACUCAUUAGAGCGCUUCGUAUCUUUGGAAAUCCGGAUAACGAGGAUGACUAUGACAAGGUAGAGACUGUAUCCUUUAGCUUAAAAUAUCGUGUCUAA